Molecule: messenger RNA, 1822 nt
Organism: Coccinella septempunctata (seven-spotted ladybird)
Lineage: Eukaryota; Metazoa; Arthropoda; Insecta; Coleoptera; Coccinellidae
Product: alkylated DNA repair protein alkB homolog 8
Exons: 4
Coding region: 78-1817 (579 amino acids)
Biological process (GO): tRNA wobble uridine modification
Cellular component (GO): nucleus; cytoplasm
Molecular function (GO): tRNA binding; S-adenosylmethionine-dependent methyltransferase activity
Source: RefSeq, a predicted model, not a curated record
ACAUAACCUCUAUCUAAACAUAAACAUUCUUCAACUUGAUUAAUUUAAACUAUUUUUCAAUUCUAAUUUGAAUCAACAUGAAAAAAUUGGAGAAGAAGUUGAAAAAGCAUUAUAAUACCUUAUUGAGAGAUGGAAUAGCAGUUUCGACUGAAGCAACUAAGAUUAUUGCUAUUUGUAAUGCGGGUUUAGUAAAUGGACUUUCUGAGGAAAAAUUGCUCAGUUCAUUCGCGAAAUAUGGUGAAAUCACAGACAUAUUUAUGCCACCAGGAAAAUCAUAUUGUUUUUUAUGUUUCCAAUCUAUUGAAGAGGCAAGUUCCUGCUUUAACUCAAGCAAUGGGACUUUACAAAUAGCGCAGAAUGAUAAGCCAGUAUUUCUAGGAUUCGUAUCAUCUUUACCUUUCAUUAAUGAUGAAAGAAAGUGGGGUUGUUCACCGCCAGGUUUGAUAAUUUUAGAAGACUUCAUUUCAUUAGAAGAGGAGGCUCUACUGAUUGGAAUACAAGAUUUUAAUGAAUCAGCUACAAUGAAGAACCGCCAAGUUAAACAUUUUGGUUUUGAGUUCAGAUAUGAUACAAACAACGUUGAUGCAAGCUGCCCAUUAAUGGAAAAAAUUCCUAAGGAAUGUGAUUUUCUCUGGGAAAGGUUAGGUGAAAAAUGUAAUAAAUUUAGAGAUUUUAUACCUGAUCAGCUAACAGUUAAUCAAUAUCUACCUGGGCAAGGAAUUCCAGGACAUGUUGAUACCCAUUCUGCUUUUAUUGAUCCAAUAAUUUCCCUGUCAUUGGCUUCACCGAUUGUGAUGGACUUUAAAAAUGACAACGGGGAUCAUUAUUGCGUCAAUUUACCUAGGCGGUCUCUUUUAAUUAUGUCUGAAGAAAGCCGAUACUCGUGGACACAUGGUAUAACCCCAAGGAAAUUUGAUGUCAUCAAAAAUAAUGGCAGAUGUACUUUAUCAGUUAGGGGAGUGAGGGUCUCUUAUACUUUUAGGAAAUUGAGGAAGGGUAAAUGUAACUGUAAAUACUCGAGUAAAUGUGAUACUUUUUCAAAUGAGCAAGAUUUGAGUUUAAACGAUGAAAAAAUCGCUGCUAGACUCGAACAGACCCAUGUUCAUGAUGUUUAUGAAAGAAUAGCUGAUCAUUUUAGUGAUACAAGGCACAAGCCUUGGCCUAAUAUUUUGAAAUUUGUGGAUUCUCUUGUUGAAGGUUCAAUUUUGGUCGAUGUCGGUUGUGGAAAUGGAAAAUAUUUGGGAAUUAACAAGGAUAUAUUCAAUGUUGGAUGUGACCGAAGUUUUGGAUUAACAGAUGUUUGUAAAGAUAGGGGUUUCGAAUCUUUAGUAUGUGAUUGUCUUUCGUUGCCUUUUAAAGAUGACUUUGCAGAUGCCUGUAUUUGUAUUGCAGUCAUUCAUCAUUUGGCUACAGAGGAGCGAAGAAUUCAGGCUAUAAGAGAAAUAGUGAGGGUAUUGAGGCCCGGGGGAAAAGCCCUUAUAUACGUUUGGGCCAAAGAUCAAUAUAAUGAAAACAAAAAGUCGAAUUACAUCAAACCGGAAACGAAGGAAGACGACACGCUACCAGCAGAAGGUUUAAAGUUUGAAGAAACAAUCUCUCUCCCCAUACACACAAAUCGGACGCAAUUCAAACACAAAGAUCUACUCGUUCCUUGGAAAUUGAAAAGGAAUUGCGAGGAGAAAGGAACGUUUCUUCGGUAUUAUCACGUGUACGAAGAUGGGGAAUUAGAAAAUUCUUGUUUGACAUUGCCUAAUGUUAAAAUUUUAUCUAGUUAUUAUGAUCAGGGCAAUUGGUGCAUUCAAUUAUUAAAAUCUUAAAGGAC